Antrostomus carolinensis (chuck-will's-widow) is the source of this 1930-nucleotide messenger RNA. RefSeq names its product phospholipase B1, membrane-associated. Gene Ontology annotation, cellular component: brush border membrane. The annotation marks the transcript as partial. Lineage: Eukaryota; Metazoa; Chordata; Aves; Caprimulgiformes; Caprimulgidae. Gene Ontology annotation, molecular function: phosphatidylcholine lysophospholipase A1 activity; A2-type glycerophospholipase activity; retinyl-palmitate esterase activity. Gene Ontology annotation, biological process: phospholipid metabolic process. The record is from RefSeq and is a predicted model, not a curated record. The transcript is spliced from 23 exons.
GCACUUACCAGCCCAAGCAAGAAACCUCCUGAGACUAAUGAAAACUGAUCCUAGAAUUGACUUCAGUGCUGACUGGAAGCUCAUAAUAGUGCAUAUUGGAGGCAACGAUCUGUGCAACUAUUGCAAAGACCCUGAUCACUACUCAGCUGUGAAUUUCAUCAGCAGGAUUCAAGAAACUCUUGAUAUUCUGCACAAGCAGGUUCCGAAAGCUCUAGUGAGUCUGGUUGAAGUGAUGGACCUCCUCCCUCUGAGACAGUUGUUUGUGGAUACUCGAGUUCAGUGUCCCACUUACAUGGCAGAUUAUCUGUGUAGUUGUGUUCUCACAGGAGAAGAAAACUCACCAAAUUUAACAAUGGUGAGGGAAGCCACCAGAGCUUACCAGCUUGGCAUUCAGAGACUAGUGGAGUCUGGCAGAUAUGAUACUCAUGAAAAUUUCACAGUGAUCAUACAGCCUUUCUUGCAAAAUAUCAAGAUUCCUCUUGCUCAGGAUGGGCAUCCAGAUGUCUCCUACUUCGCACCUGACUGCCUCCAUCCAAGCCAGAAAGGCCAUUCUCAGCUUGCCAAGGCUCUCUGGAAUGCUGUGUUACAGCCUGUGGACCAGAAAGCUGACUCCUUUGAUUUCACGGCUGACAUUGUCCUCGACUGUCCAACUUGGAACAAACCAUUCCUGGGAACAUACAAGAAUAGCAACUUCACAUAUCCACCUGUGGAGCCCACUAAUGAGCCAAUAGAGAAUUGGGGCAGUGACCUGUCGUGUCCUGAGCAAACUCCAUCCAGUCGUGUCCCAACAUCAGUACAUAAGCUACAACCUGCUGACAUCAAAGUCAUAGGUGCACUGGGAGAUUCCCUGACUACUGCAGUAGGAGCCAAAGCAACUGACCUUCAAACAGACUGGAGGGGACUUUCCUGGAGUAUUGGAGGUGAUGGGACCCUGGAGACCCAGGCUACUUUACCCAAUAUCUUGAAAAAAUUCAAUCCAAACCUCAUCGGCUUCUCCACUGGCAGCUCUAAGGAAACAGCUGGAUUCAAUGUUGCGGAGAGAGGCACCACAGCGCGCAAUAUGUCAGCCCAGGCACGUGAAUUGGUGGAGCUAAUGAGAAGCAGUUCAAAAAUUAAUUUCAAGGAAGAUUGGAAGCUGAUCACUGUCCUCGUUGGAGGCAACGACCUGUGCCAGUACUGCUUGGACAAGGAAACCUAUUCAGUGCAAAACUAUGUAAAGCACCUUCAGGACACUCUGGAUAUUUUCUAUGAGGAGCUCCCAAGAGUCUUUGUCAACAUGGUGGAGAUACUAGAGAUUUCUGGACUGCGUCAGAUUGCAGCAAGCUCUUCGAGAUGCGCUUUGACUGCAAAGAAUGUUUGCCCAUGUUUCUUAAACCCUGAGGAAAACUCUUCUGAACUACAAGAAAUUAACAGAGUUAACAGAGAUUUUCAGGCUGAAGCCUUACAGCUGACCAACAGCGGUCGGUACGAGGAGCGGGAGGACUUUGCAGUUGUCAUGCAGCCAUUCUUCCGAAACACCUUGUUGCCUCUGGAUAGUAACGGCAAGCCAGAUCUGAGUUUCUUUGCUUCAGACUGCUUUCAUUUCAGUGUAAGAGGGUACGCCGAGAUGGCCAUGGCUCUGUGGAAUAAUAUGUUGGAACCAGUUGGUGAAAAGCAGACUUACAACAACUUUACCCAUGACAGAUCAAAACUCAAGUGUCCAAACCCAGAGAAACCCUUUAUUUCCACACUGAGAAACAGUGGAUUUAGAAAUUCAGAUCUCAACUUGGGGAAAACCAAAUCUUCAGUCCCCUACUGGGCUGUCAUUGUGGCUGCAGUAGCUGGGGUCCUGGCGGGUUCUUUACUCAUCUGGCUUGUGUUAGGAAGAAGAGCCACGAAGCACCAACAUGAGGCUGACAGAGAAAAGAACAUUAAAAUGACAUCUCUGUAA